UUUUUGUAUUAGAGAAAACAAAAUUAUUACCGAAGUUACAUUGGGAUAGGUUGCGUUAUAUGUUUAACUAAAUAAAUAAAAAUCAAUUAUUUGUUUUCGUAUACGCGGUACCUUCUCGUUUGUUAGUCUUCACUUGGAUCAUUAAUAGACCUAGAUAUAGUCUAAUCAUUGCCGCUAUCUAAGGAACUAAACAAUAGGAGAAUACAAAACAAUGUCGCGAUCAUGAUGUUACAAAGUGAUUCAUUACAUUGUAAUUAACAUUCUGUAUUAAAUAAAUCGAUAAAGAUGCGGUUUUACUUACGGGUGCUUAUGUGGAAGCACUUAAUCAGCCGCAUGAAAAAAUAUAUCCAGACUCCGCUAGAACUAUUGUCAACACUGGUUCUUUUCGUCAUACUGUAUAUAUUUAAAGAUGAUUUAAACCCAGUGAAUAAACAUAAAAGCGUUGAGGGUUUUACGAUUCACGAGACGGAUGUAAUUCCCCUGAAUCAGUUAGAGGCACCUAUAAUGAUUUACUAUUUUCCUGAAACUGAUCUUACAAAGCUUUUGAUGGAAAAAGUAGCAGCCAAAUUGCGCGUGAAGGAACAGGAACAAUUAUAUGGUGCAUUUCGUGGAUACAGCCCAAUAUCAAGCUAUACCGAAAUUGAAAAGUUUUUCAAUACUGUAUCUGUAUAUGAUGCUGUUAUUAUUUUUCCUGAUAGUUUACGGAACUCAUCAAACACUUGGCCGGAAAGUCUUAAAUAUACAAUACGCAUGAAAAAUAACUUCAUGACACGCCACCAUAAGUCUUUGGAUGAUAACCUAGGAUCACAUAGAAACUUUGCCACAACUUACAACUCCUUCCUUCGUUUGCAAUGGGCCAUUGAUAGUACUUAUCUCCAGCUGUUAACGGGAAAUGAUAUUAACCUGAGAGUCUCCCUCCAAGAGUUACCAUAUGCCGAAGUUGCAGCGAAUCAAAUUGUGGCGAUUAUCGGACAAAUCCUUGUGUUCCUAAGUUGGUUUUCAUUGGAUCUGGUUUUUACAUUUCUAUGUUCGAGGUUGGUAGAAGAACGAUCGUCGGGAGUUCAAGAGCUGAUAAAGAUGGUAGGAGUGUCAUCGAACAUGUUAAACCUGUCUCACUUCUUGAACGUGCUUCCUACGGGAAUCAUAUUCAGUGUGGUGAAUUCCGCUCUUUUAACGGCAUCCUCGAACCCGAUAGUGCCUCACUCGAAUCCACUCUUGAUAGCCAUCAUGUUUCUGCUCUACUUCAUCGCCAUUGUUGCAGUGGCCUUUGCGUUAAGCUAUAUGGUGAAGAAUCCUCAAUACAUCGUAUCUGUUUGCUCUGUGGUGUACAUAGUUUUCUCAUGUGCAUCCAAGUGGCUCCUGGAUUUAGCUAUCCCGUGGUUUGUGAUGCCCUUUGCAAUGCUGAUUCCUCACGCCCCCAUGUUGACAUUCUGGAAGGAAAUGGUUGCUCUGGAACAGUAUGGAGAAGGAAUAAAAUUAUCGAAUAUGGCGACUACGCACGCGAAGAACAGCGUAUCAGUACUCGGCUGUUACUUUUACUUCGUUUUGCAAUGGGUUAUUUUUUUCUCGCUCACACGCUAUCUCUCUCUCGUUAUGCCCGGACCAUAUGGCCAACCCUUGCCUUGGACUUUCUUUUGUCAGAAAAGCUACUGGAGCAAAAAGCAAAUCGGUCCAGAAGAAGAAAUAGAGGAGAUGGAGGAGAUGGGAGAAGAAGAUGCUUUGUUCUUUGAGCAGCCUCCGAGGAAUGCAGAAGUUGGCAUAAAGAUUGUAAAUGUUUCUAAGGUGUUCGAUAAGAAACGCGUGUUAAAUAAUGUCACAAUGGACGUAAUAAAGGGAGAAAUCACAGUGUUGCUAGGUCAUAAUGGCGCAGGGAAAACAACACUUAUGUCUAUCAUAACUGGCAUGUUAAGCCCAACCGAAGGCAAGGUGUACGUAGAAGGACUGGAUACGUGCACGCAAAGAGAAGAAAUGCAACAACACCUCGGCCUUUGUCCGCAACACAAUCUCUUCUUCCCGGAUCUUACUGUGCUUGAACAUGUCAUUUUCUUUACCCUGCUCAAAGGCGAAAGCUACAAAGAGGCGAAAUCCUCAUCAAUAAAGUUGUUGGACCACUUGGGCUUAUCCACCAAACUGAAUGAACCGAGCAGUGCCCUAUCUGGUGGAAUGAAGAGACGGCUCCAACUGGCGUGUGCGUUAGCCGGAGAUGCCAAGUUGCUGGUGUUAGAUGAACCUACUGCUGGAUUAGAUGUGGAAUCUAGAAGACAGUUGUGGGAUUUGCUGUCGUCCCUCCGCGGUUCUCGAACGGUUUUGCUGAGUACGCACUUCAUGGAAGAAGCGGACGCGUUGGGCGACCGCGUGGCUGCAUUGCAAGCCGGGAAACUACGUUGUCACGCUACGCCUAUGUAUCUCAAGAGGGCAUUAGGUACCGGUUACCGCCUAACAUUCACAACUAUCGGACUACCUCGAGAACAAGCCCUAACUGAAGUGAUACAAUCUCACAUCCCCGACGCCACACUCAAAGAAACCUCUAUCAACUCAAUCUCAUACAGUCUCCCAGCUAAAGACAGUACGAAGUUUCCAAAAUUAUUUACGGCUUUGGAGAAUAAGAGGGCACAACUCGGCAUUGAUUCUAUUGGCGUGGGAAAGUCGACGUUGGAGGAAGUUUUUUUAAAAUUGUGCAGUGAUAUUACUACAAGUUUUGAUGAUGACGAAAUCGAUGGUGACAUUCAAGAAGCCGAUUACCCAAAAGUAACUGGAACAAAAUUGUAUUUACGCCAGUUCUCUGCUCUGUUCCGCCGUCAAUUGAAGUAUGUUUGGAGCAAGAAGAUAGGCUUUCUUAUAGCGCAAAUUGUUCUACCCUUAUUUUUUAUAUACGGUAUAACGCAUCUUACCAACGAUUAUAAAACCAACGAAGAAAAGAACCCACCAGCGACUAUGAACCUCGGCAUGUAUCAUGAUUUGCCGAAUUCGCGGGUUCUUUAUAAAGUGGACAAGUCUUAUAGUUUGCGAAGCCUAAGUGACGCCUAUCCGAAAAUCGACUUUGAAGUAGCAGAUGAUGUGGCUACCAGUCAAAAUAUCCUAUGCCACGACUGUGAAGAUGAAAAUAUUUUGCGUAUUAGCAAGCGAAAUCAGUUGGAUUACAACAAGUAUAUCGUUGGAUUGGAACUUAAUCAAACCGACGCAAAGAUUUUGUUUACGACUCGUGUACGUCACGCGGCACCCGUCGCCAUGAACGUUCUAACCAAUUUGCUCGCGAGUCAACUAUUGCCUUGGAGUGAUGGUGUAACCUUGUCCACUAUUAAUUAUCCACUGGAAACGGCGCAACAAAGGAGUGCGGAGAUUGUCGAACCGAAAGAAAUGAGUAACAUCUUCUUAUGGAGUGCCUUCAUCGUCUUCAUUGUCAUAUGUACAAUUAUGAAUGCGGCGAGCAUCGCAUGUAAGGAGCGGGAAACUAGUACUCGACACAUAUUUAUCAUGUCUGGGUGUCCCCCUCUGGUGUUUUGGCUCUCGACGUUGAUAGCGCACAUAACUAUAUACACUCUGUUACUGGUGAUACCCACUUUGGUGGCCUGUGUCGCCCUGGAUCGCGAUGAAACCAUUAACAAACCGGACUUUCUUGGUACCCUGUUCCUGAUAAUGCUGCUGAGUACGAUGUCGGUCCUGUGUUUUGUCUAUUUCGUGAGCUUUUUCUUCGCAGAGACCGCAGCCACCACCAUUCUUGUCGUGAUUCUGUUUUUUUUUGGAAUUAUCACACCAGCUGUAAAGUCUGGAACUGAAUUCUUUCAAGAGGAUGUACCGGUCUAUGCCAACUUCCUCCUCGCAUUUGUUGCCUAUACGAUACCGCCACAUACGGUUGCAAUGGCAAUGAAGCGGGCCGGCAACAUCGCACGUGUGAACGCAUACUGUGAUCUCAAUAAGGACAAAUGUCCAAAUCUGUUAGUUCCGGAUUUAAACUUCGAUGUCAAAAAAUGUUGCGAAUUGAACGAAAAGUCGCUGAAUUAUUUCUCGUUUGAUGACGCGUCGCCGCUUUACUACAUGCUGAUUUUAGUUGGCCAAACCAUUGUUUAUAUGGCGUUAGUGAUAGCCUGUGAAAAGGGGCUCUUUAUGUGCUGGAUUGAUCGAAUAUUCAACUCGAGAUAUUCUCCAGAAACCAGUACCAAUGUCGAUCAAAUGGUUUGCGCUGAAAAGUGCUAUGUGAACAAGGCGAUUGAUUUACCACCCCGAGACAUCCGCGACGCGAUGUUGGUAGAUGAUGUACACAAGAAAUAUUUGAAUUACCCCAAGCCAUGCACUGCUGUCAAAGGGGUCAGCUUCUCAGUCCAAAAAGGUGAAUGCUUUGGUCUCUUGGGGGUGAACGGUGCGGGAAAAUCAACAACAUUCAAAAUGCUUACGUCAAGCGAAUGUCCUACCAGGGGACGGAUAUUUGGGAAUGGAUAUCACAUGGACAAAUCGAGGACUGAGUACUUACGUUCGUUGGGGUACUGUCCGCAAUUCUUCGGCUUGGACGUAUUUUUGACGGGCCGCGAAAACCUCACGCUGUUGCUGACGCUACAAGGCCGCGAUGAAGAACAUAUUCAUGAUGAAGUUGCCUCCUGGAUUGAUACCGUAGGGCUAGAGAAAUACGCAGACCAACCAGUCAGCGCGUACUCCGGUGGGUGCGCGCGCCGUCUAUCCACCGCGGCUUCUUUAUGUGGCAAUGCAGCCGUGACUCUGUUGGACGAGCCCACUGCCGGAGUUGACGUUGCCGCGCGAAGACGUGUCUGGGCAGCGUUGAGACGGGCAACAGCGGCGCGACGGGCGCUUAUUAUUACGUCGCAUAGUAUGGACGAGAUGGAAGCCCUCUGCAACCGUAUAGCCAUAAUGUCCGCGGGCGAAAUCCGCGCGUUGGGAGAACCGGCCGUACUCAGGGCCAACCACGCCGCGGGACACGCCCUUACACUGAAACUGAUGCCCACCGCUACUGACGAAACGGAUGGUUCGAAACCAGAUUUAAGGAAGCUAAAGGCAGCUCUACAAGAUCGAUUUAACUGUACUCUCAAGGAUGAACAUAAGACUAUGCUCCAAUACCACAUAAAUGAUGAGAUACCAUACAGCGAGCUGUUUUCAGCUUUAGAAAAACUAAAGCAGCAAAACCCACUGGUUGAGGACUAUUCAGUGACAGAAACAACUCUAGAAGAAGUAUUCCUUUCAUUUGCACAAGAUGAGCAGACUCCUGAGCAGGAAUCGCCCGCUUAAAGCACUGAGUUGAUUUUCUUUUAGGCUUGGCAUUGCUGAAUUAAGUCUUUAAUAGAGGGCAGGUUUAGAGAAAUUUCUGUGAUACAACUCCCAACUGUAGGUAGCUUAUAUGGCUGGUCCAACAUUACUCUAGUUUAUACAGGAUAUUAUAUUAUUUUAUGAACUGACAGGUAGUAAUAAUGUACUGAAAAUAGGCUUGAAGUAUGUGUCAAAGGAGAUCACACUUGUUUAUGUAUCCUUUCACAAAAAAUACUAAGCGCUUAAUUAUUGUGAUGUUAGUGAAGCUUUGCAUUAGAUAUAAAAUUAAAUUCUAAAACAAGUAAUUUCUACAACAACAAAAAUAUACAGGUUUAUUUAGUUAUAUGAAUUCAAUUUGUAUGAAAUUCAACAAUUAUUUAUAAACAUUGUUACCUAUUAGAAGUGCCUAUUUUUAGAGAGAUUUAAUCUCGAUGGUAAUUUAAAUCUCGUAUUUCGUAAUAUAACGGAUUUUUGUAUAAGGCAACAGCUUUCAAAAAUUAGUUUAUAAUUUAUAAUAUUAUUUAUGUUAUACAAAUAGUUUUUAUUGUUUUCUAUUUUGCUAGACUUAAUACAUCAUAUACAAUGUCAUCUCAAUUAGACUUGCAGUGUUCAUGGGUUGAUCACCAUUACUGAAAUAUUCUCUUUUUUUCAUAUAAAUUUCUGAUUUGUCAUUAAUGAGUAUAGCCACAAUGGUUUGAUCAAAUAACUUGUCUAACAUUAACCAAAUGGAUGUUUUUAUGUGUUUAGUUAUUAAGUAUUGAACCACCAUGUUUUGCACAAAUUUAUUUAUUUUAGAAUAGUAUUAAGCACUCUUAUAAUCACCUAGUAUACCAACUAUGAGAAAUUAUUUUCUUUUAAUAUUUUUUGUAAUCAUCACUCAUAUAAAAAAAUAUUAACUAAGUAUGAUGUUUUUAGGUAUUAGUUGUACUUUUAAAAAUUAUUUUAAAUUAACUGUUAUCUCAUGUAUUACUUAACUUUUUGAUGUAUACUUUAUACUAAUGUGUACUUACAACUUCAAUGUUAAAUUUGUAUGAUAAUGAUAUUUAUAUGAUAAUUGAGCAGUCAGAUAAUUAUAUAAAUGCAUUCAGUGCAUUCUUACGAUCUUAUACCAUUUCUUACAAACAAGAAUGUUUGAGUUGAUACUAUUGUGUAAAGUUAUAUAUUAACUUUUACCUAUGUAUGAAUAAGACUGUUUAUUCUAGCAAUAAAUGUUAUGCUUCUUA
Pieris rapae (cabbage white) is the source of this 6476-nucleotide messenger RNA. RefSeq names its product phospholipid-transporting ATPase ABCA1. The coding region runs from base 286 to 5235 and encodes 1649 amino acids. Gene Ontology annotation, biological process: transmembrane transport; lipid transport. The record is from RefSeq and is a predicted model, not a curated record. The transcript is spliced from 33 exons. Lineage: Eukaryota; Metazoa; Arthropoda; Insecta; Lepidoptera; Pieridae. Gene Ontology annotation, cellular component: membrane; intracellular membrane-bounded organelle. Gene Ontology annotation, molecular function: ABC-type transporter activity; ATP hydrolysis activity; lipid carrier activity.